AUCACUAGAUAGCGUUGAAGUUGAACAUGAACGAAUUCAUUGUUAUGAAAUCUGACACGAAAUAGGGGUUUGGCUUCGUAAUAUGGCGUCAUUGAAAUAUACGCACGCAGUUGUGUGCCGCAUACCGCUGUCCUUUCGGACGAGAGGAGAAAUAGAAUUAGAAGAAGCGAAACGUCAACAUGAAGCAUACGUUCGCCUUCUGCGAGAAUUGGGUUUGGAUGUGUUAGAGUUGCCCCCAGACGAAUCCUUGCCUGAGUGUGUGUUUGUCGAAGAUACCGCAGUGGUUUGCAAUGGGAUUGCGUUAAUUACUAGACCAGGGGCGCUGACGCGCACCAAAGAGGUGGAAACAAUCAGAGCAAUCCUGAAGAAAGAACUGGACCUGCCUAUCGUUGAAAUUGGUGAUGAGUCCGCCAAGUUGGAUGGUGGUGAUGUCCUCUUCACAGGUCGGGAGUUUUUUGUGGGUCUGUCAGAGUGGACAAAUGAGGCCGGGGCACGGGCUGUGGCGGCUGCGUUCCCAGAGUUCCCAUGCACACCGGUCAAGGUGAGGCCUUGUGUAGACCCUGAUGAGAGGCUCGACCUAGAUGUGAUGCAGGUUGCAGAGUCAAGACAUCUCAAGGCCCUGGUGUCAAUGGCAGGCCCGGAUGUCAUCUGUGUGGGCGCAGGAAAGGCUGCACAGGAGGUGCUCAGGCGCAUCAAACGUGAGGCCACUUUCAGUUACCAGACUCUAACGGUGCCAGAAGACAUAGCGGCUAAUGUCCUGUACAUAAACGGAACUCUCAUCCACCGCUCUGUUGAUGAGGUCCCAGAAUCUUGCAAGGUGUUUGCUGAGCGCGUUGACUUCGCGCAGCGGACACUGAACAUGUCAGAGCUUGCCAAGGCAGGCAGUGGACUAACAUCAUGCUGUCUGCUGAUCCGUCGCACGCGGCACAUACGCAGCCUGUAACGCGCCCGUCAACAUGGUCCGCCUGCCGUCUUUUCACUUCCCAUAGUAACGGUGUUGCUGGAACAAGACUUCUUUUCCCCAUGCCAGUUACAUGCUUGUGGCUAUUUGCUUUAUAUUUUCCAUUCUUGUUUCAUAUCUUUUGUGUGACCACAAAUCAGUUUUGAAUUUCAGAUUGUGUGUGAAUGAGUUGCAUGAAAUUUGUGACAUGACACAAUAACGCUCCGCAUGCAUGCAUCUGCUUGAAAUGAGAGCCUAGAAUUGCACUGGAUACAGAUAAUGAUAUCAGUGCAAUACUAAAGAAACAGGCAUGUGAACUGGGAAAUAGAAAGAACCAGGAUAUGUAUAUGAUAAAGGGUGGAACAUGACACAUUCAUUCCUGUAUCUACGUCUUUAUAUCUCAGAAUAUUAUGUAAUUCUAAGUAUGGAACUCUUUCUAGAGUUUACAUCCUAUCAGUAAGGUAUAAAAUUAGUUUCUGUUAAUUGGAGUGAAACUCCACAAGUUUGGUCUAAUGGAGUGAGUAAUAAAUAUUGAAUGUAAUGAGAAAAUGGGCUUACUGGAUGCAUUUCACACUGGCAUGACGACCUCCACCAAGUCCAUGCAGUAAGUUUCCACAAAAUCAUGAAGCAGGUUUACGUGGUUGCUGUUGAGGGUUCAUCCAGACAUGUCUAUGUUCAGUCUGAAAUAUUGUUGCCCCAUGUAUGUAGUAAUCCUGCAGAUGUGGGGAGAACUGCUUUCUCAUCUCAGGAUCCAUUGUUUCCCUUUUGGGAUUGUCACUACUGCAACAGAACAGAAUGAAUGUAAAUUAAAGUCACGCUGAAAACUUUUAUCUGUGGGUAUUUGUUGUUUGAUUAAUAUUGUUUUCAGUGUGAAUAAUGUUGUUCUUGUACAGGUUAUUUUGUAUUUAGUGUUUAAUUAUGAUGUGUUGUAUUGAAGACAAGGUCUGAAACACGACAGUCAUGUUAUGCCUGCUUUGGGAAUUACAGAUGCAGCUAAUGGCUUGAUUUAAUAUACUAUGAAACUGUGCUUUACUGUAUUAAAUUCUCCAAGAACUUAUGCAAGAAUGGUAUGGGCAUCCAACCAGAAGUAAAUAAAUUUCUUCUGCCAAGUUUCACGUGCUCAUCCUGUCAACAGUGGUGGCCAGUCUGAGUGGCUGGUCAUCACAGAAUUUCACUGCCAUAUGAGAAGAUGGUCCAGUUUUAUAUUAGUGAGACAGCUGGUUUUGGGGUCUGUACCACAAGGAAGAGAAAGAAUAGGGCAUCCUGUUGCGUAGGAAGGAAGAAUUGAGAGAGUUCUCAUUCCGUCUGAACUGAAGGUGUUGUGGCAGGUACCCCAGCUGGACUGUGUAUAUAUAAUACUCCAGCAAGUCUUGAAUCUCAUUCCAGCAAUACAGUAGCUUUGUAAAUGUUUUAAUUUUUGAAACUGUAUAUUGCUGUACAUGACAUUGCAUUUAAUUAUUUGUAAUAAAUAUAGAUAUUUUAUUGUGUUGAAA
Zootermopsis nevadensis is the source of this 2433-nucleotide messenger RNA. RefSeq names its product N(G),N(G)-dimethylarginine dimethylaminohydrolase 1. Gene Ontology annotation, molecular function: dimethylargininase activity; amino acid binding. The record is from RefSeq and is a predicted model, not a curated record. NCBI's taxonomy places the organism in Eukaryota, Metazoa, Arthropoda, Insecta, Blattodea, Termopsidae. Gene Ontology annotation, biological process: positive regulation of nitric oxide biosynthetic process; arginine metabolic process.